Pocillopora meandrina is the source of this 12566-nucleotide messenger RNA. The record is from the annotation of a GenBank genome assembly. NCBI's taxonomy places the organism in Eukaryota, Metazoa, Cnidaria, Anthozoa, Scleractinia, Pocilloporidae.
AUGAUUACUGCGUUACAGCAAGGAUUAUACAAAGAACAUCAAGGUGUCGAUUUCUUGUCGAGGAAUUUCGAGUCGCAUUUUCUACAUACUCCUCAAUACCAUGAUAGGAUUACUGUGUCACAGGAUCAGUAAGUAGAAGUAGUAACAUAACUUCUGUGCUUUUCUUGUAUUGAAGGAAGUUUUAGAGUCAAUGAGAUCAGUAACCCUCGCUUUAUUUCGUUGUGAAAUUGCGGUAAAGAAGUUUGAUGCUUCGGCGCGUUGUGUCUGUUUUAGCACUCAUCUGACACAAACCAUGCGGAACCGUUGCUAACACGUUGCUAAGGAGCUGAACUGGGUUCAGAGUUGUUUUAAGUGCUCGAAAUUUACUUAUCAUCGAGAAACUGGUUUUUAAGCACGACUUGUGAUGUUACAUCUGACGAACAUAAUCGAACCACGACUUCCUUUUUCUGUUACCCUUAAAUUACAAAAUUAAUGGCCAUGCUGUAACUUUUUGUCUUGUAUUUCUGUUUACAAAUUUCUGUUACCCUUAAAUUACAAAAUUAAUGGCCAUGCUGUAACUUUUUGUCUUGUAUUUCUGUUUACAAAUUUCUGUUAACGAUUAAAAAGCACUUACUGGAAUAAUUUGUGAUAGGGAACGUGAUGACAGUUAUCAGUAGCCUUCAAUUUUAAACGCACCUGCGAAUUUUUACAUAAAUGCUUAAGAUUACAUUAUCCUUGGCAGUAUUUGAGAAAAUUAUCAGCCCAGCAUUUGUUGUUUUACUACGCAAAAUAAAUGUCGCAACGAUCAUAUAUCUUUUUGUCAGAGUUUUUGACCUAUGAUGUCGCGUAUGAUUUCGCUAUAAAGUUAGACAUAGAUGUAUCUAGGAUCGUGUUGUCAUUCUGUAUGCAGUUGAUGCCUCCAAGCUAAACUAUCAUAGACAGCUUACACAGGUGGUUUCAUUUGUGGGCAACACGAUUGUUUGCAGAUGUUCUCAAUCUGUUGAUGCUAUUGUUUGAAACCGGGAAACAAUGCUUUUCUUUGUGAAAAAGUUCCAUUUCUCUGUAAUAUUUUCUCUUUGUUGUAAAUGCUUGCGUGGUUCCAAUUGAUUUUUGCGCUCAGAGACGAGUUAGAAUUCCAAAACUCAUUAAACAUUUUUAUGCCCACUCACGCAUCACCUGGGCAAAAAUGCGCGAUUUUUUCAACGCUGGCGACCCAGGGCUGUCUAGUUGGCUGGUAAAGCGGCAAAGAAAGUUAUCGUAUUUACAUACACCGAACAUGGAGAACAGUUGGACUCGUGAAAGUCGCACAGCUUUAGUGAUCACAUGUCGUUAGACUAAGGUAUCAGACAUUUUUAAAUACUUGCCCUGAUGAAACUUAGCUUGAUAGAUCUCUAUUUUCUGUGAUUCUUAGAGUCAAAUAUCUUGAAAACGUAUGGAAAUGAGCGCACUAAAUUUUCGCAUAACGACAAGAAUGGAAACAAAAAUUUAUUUAAAUUCUGAGUUGGUUUCAAGCGGCGACAAGCUGUUACUGUGGCUGAAUUGCUCCUAAAUAGCGUCUAGGGUACUCGAUGUGAAUUUUUCAUUUUGCGCUUCCAACGUGAUCGUUUUUUUCCGAACCCUGAGACAUGACUCGGAACCUUGAGUUUUGAAAGUGAAAUGAAUGGUUUCGAAAGUCUGAAAACUGCUUGAAUUUUGUACCGAAAAAUUAAAUGUGUACAAACCUUGUCAGUCGUCUGGCAUGGCGUGACAUGUAGUGGUACGCGAAGACGAUGCUUGGUCAAUAUUUUUCAUGCCACCUUCCAAUGCUAUCAGGACCAUCUCCAAUCCCGAUAUGUCUUACCCAGUUUCAAUCCUCAUCCCUUCAUCCUUUCGUUAACGCUUAGUGAGAACUGAAUUUUCUUUUCAAUAUCAGCUUUGACCGUUACCUGUCACGGACCAGCAGGUCACCAAAGGUACCAUGGGGUCGCAGUCUAAGCUAUGGAGGGUUCGGCCCCAUUCAGCUCCCCGAGGAGUAUCGACCCAAGCAGGAGCCCCCCACGCGAGUACAGAAAGGACACAGGCACUUUGGGGGAGGGGUGCUGCCAUUUCCACGGUAAGGGUGUUUAUUCCUUCUGAUUUGCUUAAAGCCAAACAUGUUUCAUUUAAGAGUAGCAGGCAAUCAUGCGGUCAUAAGCCACUCCGGAAAACACCAGAAUGUUCUGUGAAGCGCUUUUCGAUUGAGUGUCUUAAAGCCAAAACCAAAGUAACAACAACGGCCAAUCAGAAGAAGGGCUCUCGUUAUAGUCUAUUGCCUGAAUAGCCAAUGAAAAACCAAAGUAAAAACAAGCAAACCCUCCUAAAGCGCGGGAAAAACGCUGGCGACCAAGUCGUGAUUGGUUUAGUUUUGCAUCUGAUUGGUUGAGAGAGUGGGGCGCGAAUUUUCUAGACCAAUCACAGAGCAAAGUAAAGAAAAACUAAUGCAAUCCCGGAUUACUUUCAAUUGAAAAUUGCUCAAACAUGCAGAUUGUAGUGGACCUUUUUUUUUUAAGCCUUAUUUUCCAUAAUUACGUUUUUUUGCUUAGCACCAACAUCAGCAACAUUGGUUUGCCUAUAUUGUAUUUCCCAGGAAAUUAUCCAAUGUUAAUCGCGGAUUAUCUAAUAUUAUCCAUUACUGGAUUCUCGUUGUAGUCUAUUGCCCGAUAUGAACAACGGUUGUUUAUUGAAACGACUUCUCGUACUAAAGUGAGGUAGACUGAUAUUUUUAUGAAUUGUUUCUAACUGUAAUAACACCAUAUCCCACGUAUUUGACUGUUUGCUCUGAAUAAAUAAAGAGUCUUGUUAAGUUGAACUUUAUGUUUUGUCUAACUUUUACGGUUUUGUUCUCGGGAAAUAUACGUAAACGAUAACGAAACACAAAGUUUAACCCAAAUAUGUCUGGGAAUUCGCACGGCGCUCCGUUUCUGUGCAACUCUCAAAAUUUCGUUUGAGCCGUUUGUUACUUGAUUAGUUUCUUAACAGGCGUGUAAUUAUUUGUGAGGCAUUUAAAACUCCACAAAGAUAAAGAGAUUCUACGAACUUAAUAUCGGGAGUCACUACUUCAAAACCAUAGCUUUCGAUAAGGUUUGAUAACCGACAAUAGAUAACGGGAGUGCCUGUAGACAAUUUUUUUUUUUUUUUCAGUUGAUUUUGUCAUUGCUUUUUGAAAUUCCAGGACCUAAAGUAUCUCAUUUAGGUUACAGGUGUCAGGUUCAACUUCCAUCCAGUUCCAGUUCCUCUUUUUUCCGACGGUGACAAAGUCAUUUCGUCACCGAAAUACAGUAUGGUCAUCUCUGCAUGGGUCUUUUUAUAUUUUAAUUGUUUCAGUGGUUAUAAAUAUUCGUUUUAUUGCAGAUUAUAUUGAAAUGCAAUCCUAUAAAAGUGAAACGAUUCUUCUGUCUGUUUUUUGGCUUCGUCACAAAAAUAUAUGUAUCAAUAUUGUCUCUUGCUUAAGUGUGAUUUUCAAUAUGCUGCACAAGUCAAACAAUCGGGCGCUUAGGGACAGAUGACAUGCACGGAAGAUGUCACUUUUUCAUUUAGAAAAAAAAACAAAAAAACUUAUCAACACUCUUCUGACAAAUGCCAAGAAUAAUUCCCUUGACAUGUACUUAAAAAUUUUUUAUAAUUUUUCUUUGACGAUUUAAAACUCAUUCGAUUUUUUUAGCUGUUGAGUAGGUGUUACACAGUGGUCCAUACCGCAAGAACCGUGGCUUCCUUUAGCUUCCGUAAAAUAAAGUUCAACACAGUUUUGGUACACCUUCCGUCAGGUUUCAAUUAAGUCCACUGGAAGAAACCCUUCAAUAUUUAAUUACAUUUCCCCGAUAAUUCGAGAGUAAAGUCUAUAGUCCAAUAACUCACACGAGUAGCCACAGCUAGUGGUGAAAAAACCCGCACCUUCAAUGUUAAGGAGCAGUCCCACCUAGGCACUUGCUAUAUAGCCCACCUUGUCUCCCCUUUCCCCCUCCCUGCCACCCCUCCCUGCUACUGGAUAGUCGGGGAAAAACAUAAACCCAAGUUUUUCCAAUUAAAAUUCCCGGCCUUGUGUGAGAAUGAUCACUAGGGCGUUGAAACGUAACCUUCUCCGGGCUCUCACGAAGUCGAGACAAGCGAAAAAGCGGGCGCGCGAAAUAUGGUGUUGGUUCUGUUGGCAGAAACACGAAGAAAAGGCAGAACGAGAGAUGUUUCCGUGACAACUGCAACCUCCACGUCUGCCCCCAGCCCUUUAUUACGCGCCUGCUUCUUCGCUUGUCUAUAUUAACUGAGAGUCUGGUACAAGCCAGUUGAAAUGACGAAGACAAAAGUUCCCUGGUGCCUAGUGAUGCAUUUAAUAAAACAAUUCGUUGUUCUUUGAUGCAUGAGCAUGCGCUAUUGUGUAGGGAGCACUUAAUCGCCCUCGGAAAUUUAGCCCAAAUUAACGACAAAAGCAAAAAGAACAAGGGAAAAGAAAGUAUUUCCUGUUUAUUCUUAUGGCCAUCUUGCCCGACUUCAUUUGCAUGCGUAGAAUAAAAAUUGGUCCAUGGUCAGUAAUCCGUGUGAUCUUUUUUCGCACACAUUUCGUAACAAAAUCAUGCAAAAGUUCCAUAUUUUCCAACGUCAUUGUCUUGCGAGGAAAACUGUUUUUCAUCUGUGUGUGUGCAUGUCUUUACGUGUUUGACUCCUAUACUUCCUGUUUUUGUUUCAAUCCUUCGGCUGAGGUUUUUUUUGUUUUUUUUUUUUUUUUUUUUUUUUUUUCAAGUAACAAGAGCAAUUUGAUUGCAUUGCAGUGGUGUACCUAUUGAGCAGUAUUACGAUCUUACCCCAUUGAAGAAAAGCAACCUCAGAAGAAAUGAUGAAUUGUGAGUAUUGAGUCAAUUGCAUUUAUCGCAUUAGUAGCUAUUGUGUUAAAAACCACAACUUGUCGAAUCAUUUAUAUUAUUUUCUCGAAUUUUCUUCAUGAAUAAAUUAUCAAAAAAUUAAUUUGCUUCGCGUCCCACAAUCAUUUGAAUGGACGAGAACAAAAUCGAGUAUACGUUCUAAAUAAAUAAACCGUUAAUUUGUUUACUUUAGGAUUUUCCCAGUUGUUUGUUCGGACGAAAUCUCCGCUUUAGUUUACCAAGGGUUCACUCAACCUUCGUUGUACUCGAUGUUAGAGACAUUUAGUGAAUCAUAGAACAGUUAUCUGAUGUUAGUCGCAUAGCAGAUUUACUCGAUAGAAUCACAACACUGACCAGGAUUAAAAAGACCUAAAAUUUCAAAUGCAGCUUCAACAAUGGGGGCGUGUGUUUUGUUUACAAUUCGCGGCUGUAAAUUUGCAUUUUCAUCACGGCAUCGCCUCUGUGGUUCACUUGAAAACUUAUCGAGUAAUAGAGCCCUUAAAUGGGGUGUUAAAAAGAUUAGCGCAUUAUUCAAGCGUUACCAUUUAUUACAGUAAUCUGAUUUAUCAAUACCAAUGCCACCUCGCUUGUUUUAUAAUAAUAAAAAGGUUAAAGAUAUUGCAACCGAACAUUUAGUCACGAGGAUAUGCAAUUAGGAACUGUUGAAUCAAUGCGAAACCUUUUAGCUUUGAUGUUAUCCUUAAUUGCAGCAGUGAGUACAAAACACUCUUUCAUUUGCAUCUUCACAUCCUUCGUUGUAAAGAGUCAUUCUUUAUUUUUCUUUCCUUAAGAUUUAACUUAAAAAAAAAAAAACACACAACAACCAGUCGUUAGAUGUCGAAACGAAUUGUUUCCCCUAAUUUACAUGAAUAACAACGAGUGAUGGCAGAUAGCGUUUCUUGAAACACACUCGAAUACUAAGCGAUUAAAGUGGAGACAGAUACAAUUUCGUUUGUCACGCACUGGAUAGAAUAUCCUCACCAAAACUAAAUCUUUGCACAUCUCGAUAUUAUUUACUUCGAUAGUUUUAUUAAUUUAAAUGUGCAGAUACUAGCGGAGCUUGUAUUGAUUAUGUCGCGGUGAAAGUUUAUUCCAGAAAAUGCUGUCUCCUUUACCGAAGGCCGAAACGUUUGUAAACAUCAUAGGAACACUUAAAUUGUAGAAAAAAUUGUAGCGCCUUCACCAAGAUCUAGAGCUUUCGUGAGUAGUAUUUUACUUCUUCCACUCUGCGGUUUGAAAUGUCUUCACCGCAGUCGUUUAAUUCAUUCUCAAUCAACUGCUUUUUGAAACAUACAGUCACUUAGCACCAGUGAUGUCUUUUGGGUUCUUGCGGAAAGUUUAGUCUUGAAGAAACGCACGGAAUGAAUCGAAUGCUCCAGAUGUGUGAGUGAUAACGCCUUCUUGAAUACCAAGAGUUUGUGUUAUCUCAUGAAUGCUACAUACAUAUAUCACCUCGCAUCUGGGAAAAAAUAGUAACAGAUUCAUGACAAAUCUAGAUCAGAUCUCAUCCCUGAUUCAAACUGACAAAAUUUCGUCUUGAUGCUAACAUUUUGUCUCGAAGCCUGUACUUUACGUAGUAUUUACGGCCUUUCCAUAUUGUCCUAAAGCAGUGAUAACAAAAAAUCCUGGUGCAUUAUUUAAUUUAACUUCCUACUACUACUGGAAAUCACAUGUUCAAAAGCUGCAAUAUCAGCCAUUUAGUCCAAUGGGGCCCUUGGCGGCAAAGUAUUGUGCGUAACUCUGGGCGAGCUUUUCUGUUGUGUCCUCCGCGUCGAUCGAGUUCUUGAAUUUUUCGGCAAGUUUCUCCGUGUAGCCAAAGUCCAAAGUGAGCACCACAACUUUUGGCUCAUAGUCAAGCUGCGGUACGUGGAUGUCAUCGCUUUUCUUUGUGCCUUUCUUGGGGGAUUUCGGCAGCGAUUCUUUAAAUUUUCGUUUUAGGUGUUGAUCUUCUCUCGGCCAGAGCGCCUUGUCUUGCAGUGACAGUUCCAAUAGCGGCUUGUUACCCGACGUGUUAUGUUCCUUGAUCUUCUUAGUGAAUUCUCCCUCUGCUUUGCCAAUGUAGAACUGGUAUUUUUUAUCCGCCGUUUGUGACUCAUCUAUCACGAGGUAGCAGUAGACAAUGCCCUUGCACUCGAGCGGAUUACGAAGGUACUCUUCCAAAUCUUCUUGUCGCUCGAUCUCGAGCGCUGAUUUCUCAGUUUUGCCUUCAAUUUCCUCGUAGACACGGCUCCAGUGAAGGUAGUUGGCGAAAGCGAUUUUCAUGGCGACUUCCAACCUCCUUUGUUGAUCCUUUUGCCUCAGAUUGUCUGAAGCAUUCUUGGUCAGUGAAAAUUCCAUGUAGCGUUUCUCGCCUUCUUCUUUGUAAGUUUUUAGAGCGAAUACGGGUAUCUCUCCGGUGAUUAAGUCACUGAGCGCGCUGGUUCUCUCCAAGUCGACGAGCAGUAAAUUUUCCUUGCGGAAAGUCCCUCGCUUUUCCCUGCUUUUGCCUCCUUGUAGGCGUUUCUCGAGGUGUUCCAGGCGUUUGGGCACUGAAUAUUCUUUGUUGUCGGCUAACAUGUUUGGAUCGACGCGGAUUGUAAACGUGUUCUUCUCUGGCAGAUGUAAGCCAUGCACCUCCGUCGUGCGAGGCCUUAAGUACUCUUGGUCGUAAAGUUGAACCGCGUACAGAUCGUGGCUGGCAUCUUCGGAGUUUACCGCCAUGUUUAAUUGCAGCACUGCACUUGCGUACCAAGAAUACAAUUCCCGUGGAGUGUCGACUGAUCAAGGCACUCCCAGAAUAUUAGCGACACGUAGAUUAGCACUGUUGGACGUCUUCUGGUUGGUCUUUUGGAAGUACGUUUCCAUGGCAACAUUUUUAAGAGCCGAAUAUGUCUAUUGACCUGUUGCAAGGCGAAUUUAGCGAAAGUGGAACGAUUUUAAAAGCUUACUUGGAGAGUUUUCAGUUGGUUUAUAGUCCACGUUGAAUGUUUUAUGCUUGUUCUGUAGCUCGAUCAUUAAUUACGCUUGUAUUUGAUGCCACAUCAUGUCGAAAAGAUCCAUAAAGCAGACUCAUCAUAAACGUAACGCGUUACUUUUUGUGCUUCUCUGUCACACAAGCUAGGACUUCGCUGCCGGCUUACAACAUGGCUUUUAUAAUUGUGAAUGGGGCAGAAGAUGAAUAUGUAAAUUGCAUUUACGCUUAGUCACCUGUAAAAUAAUCACAAGACUCUUUCGCUGUAAACAAUAUCACCUUUGUCUCGCAGUAUCUUUUGUGAACGGCUCUCAAAACUAAUUUAUGCUAAUUCCCCUCAACUUUUGCCUUAAGCGUCUAUUUAUGCCAUGUGCUCUAUAGUUUGGGAGAUUGGUCAUUCUUUUUUUUUAAUCUUUCCAUGAGGAAAGGUUGAACUUUCCUCGAAAAACAGUGUCGAACAUUUCUUUCCAACUGUUUUCAAAUAUGCACUUCGCGGUUAGCCGCGAAUAUGCUUUGUCUGCCUGCCACAGUUACGAUUAUUUACAUCUUUCUUGUAAAGUGAAAAUAUGUACUGAUCGUCUUAAACGAUUUAAUUAAUGCUUCUUCCUCGUGUAGAUUUCAAUUAAUAUGGAAUUUGUGACGUCUUUUAUUAAUUCAGAAGGUGACUGAAACUGGUUCCAGUGAUUUCUUGUCACGUCAUUCCGGUUUGGUGGAAAUUAAGUGGUUUUCAGUUUUAAAAAAAUUAUGUCUUUGAGAGAAAAAUCUCAUCGAGGGUCUCUAUGAAGUUUUAAAAGAGUCUCCGCUUCGCCAGAUGCUUUAUUAACGGUUUACUUAUAAAAAAAGACAACUUAACGUCAAUGUGACCGAAGAAAAAUGAGACAAAAAUGGCACAGGAAGUGAUAUCAUUACCGGCCACAUGGCCUAGACUUCCCGUCUCCUUCCCAAUCCUCUCUUCUCCUGUUGAGUUCACAGCUAAAACGCGCGCGCGGCGCGCGGGGACAGUCGUGUUCUAGUCAUUCUCGUUCUUAGAGUCCGCUUUUCCUCUGCCGUUCUUGUGGUAGGAAAAACUAGGGGACCGAAAGCAGACUGAAGUAAUCAUGAUAAAUCAACAACAGCUCCCCGAAACAAACAUCGCCCGCGCGCCCGAAGGCCGAACUAUUACUGUACAUGUACUCCUGAAGAUAGCAUUUUGUAUAGUCCCUAGCAAGGGCGUAGUCGGGGGGUGCCCGUGAGUGGGUGGUCCCCCUUUGUGAGCCUUUUUUUAGUCACAUUAAGUAAAACAUGGGGUUGAGAUCGACAUAAUAAUCUAGUGAGUACCCUCUGUUUGACACAGUAUGACCCUCUCCCUUUUGAAAAAUCCUGGUUACGCCCUUGCCCUGUGGCGUUGCUCAAGUGGUGUCCUCCCUCAAGUUCCUGUUUUCUUCUCUUUAAAACUGUUUUAUAACGAAUGCAGGUUUUCUCCGUAAAUAGUCUUGCUCAACCAUAAUACCUAUCCUUGAUAUGGAAAUGAUUCCUAUAAAACUAUAAUUGUAAAUCCUCCCAUAGCCGUAGUUACGUGGCGUAUGAAGUGUUCUAAACGUGAAAUGAUUAAAUGAUUUUCGUUAAAACACGAUGGUGACGAAGCAUCAUAUGUUUUGUGCUAGAGUAACAAAACCGACCCCUCUAACUGUGUUUAUAUCUGUUGUGCUUUUUUCGCAGGGUUCCAAAUCCGGAAAAGUCAGAAAUGGGGUAAGUAACAUAACGUGACUCUACUCCGCGUUCCACUAAAGUUAAAAGUUUUUUUUCCCAAAAUCUGUCGAUAUUUAUCGCUAUUAGUUCUUAUUUGAAUGAAUGAAAGUUCGAGUAAUAUUGAAUUGGCUUAUUUUGCUUCUGACGUGCGUCAGUAUUUGAAUCCGUUUUGCAUGUUUUGCAAAUCACGGGUUCUCAACAAACAAAUUUAAGGGUUUCUUGGCAUCCUGUCUUGAAGGAAUAGUAGCGCUCCUGGUCGGUUGAGGUGUGUGGUUAGGGCCUCUUGACUUCACCAUGAUAUGUUAUUGAUGUUUGUCUUGUUCCCACCAGGAAAAUCCAGAUCCCGUUAGGAUUUCCAUCAGAGCAUCCUUACACAUCUCACAUACCAAAGUUCCAGGUAUUCCCGUCGCUUGAGUCCCCAGAAGACAUCAAAAAGGGAAAACUAGCUGUUACUCUUCACCCUACCCUACCUCCCACAGCUCCAGCUUCGGCACCAGACCCCAGCAUACUUGAGAAAACCAAGGGUCAUUUUGACCGGAGGGAGUUGGUGUCGGUUCAGAAAGAGUCCGAAAGGAAACCUUUAACCUGGCCGGAACACAACCUUCUUCAGGUAAAUUAGAUAAUAAUAAAUAGACUCCCUUAGAUCUAGUGGUACAGGGUACAGCCCUACCUGACUGAACUUUCUUUUCUCGAGGACAAGAGUAUAAAGAUGAUUAUGUUACAUGACCCGACUUCCAACACACAUGCGUCAGAAACAACCUGUAUAAAGUGUUGUAAGGCGUGCAAAACGAUUCUUAUCCAAACCCUUUGUUGCGGUAACGUAUUGCGGGUUUUUAAAGAGAUUCAGAAAGGGGCGUUGAUGCAAGAACCUUAAUGUCGUUGAUGCGUGAAAAAUUGCUGCAUGUGGACUCCGUUGCUUUGCCUGUGAACGCAAAUGCAUUUCCGGUUUUAAAUUAAAGAGACAAGUCUACUACCCCGUCCCUCCUACUUCAGAUCAUCGGAAAAACGUCUUUAGUUUGCUUUGUAACCAAGACUGUGUGAUUUGUCGUUUAUUGGGCGAGAGUGAGUAGGAUUUUGAAUUUGGUCUUAGAAAUGCAGGCGGCAUAGUCACAGCCUUGGUGUUUUUGAACGAUUCAAACAGUAUUUACGUGGUUUCUUAUUAGUCAUCUUUUGUUCGUUCUUUCGUUCUCUUCCUCCUAUUUAAAAGUUUGUCAAGGGCCCGGAAUUAAGGAGACAAGUCUACUACCCCGUACCUCCUACUUCAGUAGUGCCAAACACCCCCGAUAGAGAUUCAUCCCUGGCAGUAACCCCCCGGACUGCGAACGCCUUGUACAAUGUUCAGCGGAGCUUCUGGCAAACACAUUACCAACAGCAGUUUACAGGCAACGGACCACAGAAUAUCCUUAAACUGGAUAAUUUCGACGAAGUUUUCAAAGGGGAGAGCGACACCUUGGUAAGUUCUAAGCGUGGUUUUUUCUUUUCGCUCUUAUGUUUUUUUGUAUAUCUAGGAUAGGAAAUCUCACACCCUCCCCCCCCCCCUUCCACUGAGAAUGUGGAUGUGGGAAAUAAGAUUUAUUUACCAAUUUCGUAAAUCGCAUCUUCUGUUUUGUCCAAGAUCCUUCUACCAAUUCUCUAUUCUUCCUACACGUUUUCUCGCAAAUUGGUCGAGAGAAUUUGAGGGUUAAAUCAGCAUAGUCCAAGUUGGUAAGGUGAUCUAUGCUCACCAUUAUUUUGCUCAGUAAUGAAUUGAUAAUGCAAGUAUAAGUUUAGUUAAUCGCCUUUUGGAGGUAUGGUUGCUAAAAAAUUGUUUUUUAAUUGCUGUUCUAAUCUGACUGUCAUAACCUUUACCUCUUUUUAAACAGAGAGAGCAUUUCAGGAAUGAAUUCGCCCCACCGCGGGUUCUGGAGGGACGCCACACUGACGUUAGAAAGAAAACCAAGAGGAAGAAAAAAGUCGUUGUAGGCCAUGGCACCGAACUGUGGAUGUCAGACAGUGAAGACGAGGGAGAAGAAGAAGCUCGGGAAAAGUCUAUCAAAAAGACUCACGGAAAUUGCUUUGUAAAGGGAGAAAUCUUAGAUUUGACCACUGGUCCCAAAUUCAGCGAUGGAUAUCUACAGAAUAGCUUGAUUAAUCCUAGCGGGGAAUAUUCCGACGUGCAUGCUUUCGCUCGUGCUCAUCCCCAUUUAUAUUACUCUUCCAUUACAAAUAACGAGAAUUCGAAGUAUUUCAGUGAGCUUGCACGACCUGUCACCGCCCCUGAGAGUGUCAAGCGAUCAGCUCCCCCCAUACUGAAUAACAUGCCAAGUCAAAUUCCCGAGCAAACGAAGACAGGUUCGACCAGUAGCGACUUGUACCCAAAGUGGUUCCGAUCAGCCAAGCUUGGAGAGAAUCAUAGGCCUAGUACAGCACUUUUGGAUUUGCAAGACCGCUGGAGUAAAACUGAAGCUCGUCGAAGAUUUCACGAGCAGUUUCCUGAAAACGCACCAGACAUUCGUCGAAAGCCAGACAUGCGCAUUACGACCAAUGAAAGAAGACAUGUUGACCCGGAAACCGGUAUUCAUGUUUACUAUUUCCACCGUUGAAAAUGUGACUAGAGUGAUUUUGAAAGACAAGCGUUGUGUUCAGAGAAGCUUUUAUGCAGCUUAUAUUUCACGUGUGAGAAACAUAGCUUCAUUUUUGCGUUCUGUGACCUCCGUGGAUGAAAAGUUCAGCUUCUUUUCGGUCGUGGUCAUUUAGAAUUAAUGCGAUGUUUCGUGAAUAUUUAUGUUGCUUUAACUCAGAAGAAAAAAAAAAGGUCAUGAAAAUUGAAAUGAAAUAGUAUCAUGAUACAAGACUUGGGAAAUGAAAAGUAAUAUAUUGUAACUUCUAAGCUGGUCUCUCUAUUUAUCAUUCUUAUAAACUCGAAAAAAAAUUAAUUUGAACAUGAAGGUGAUGAGCUACUACUUUUCCGUGUUUGGCAGAGGGGUGGGGUCGAAGGUAAGGUCAAGGAAGGCCCCUGAGGUAAAUGUUACGCUUCCCACCCUCUCUCUGUCUCUGUCUCA